AUGUACUUCUCCAAGGCCACCAUCAUCGCCGUCUCGGCUUUCAUCGCCCAGGGCAUUGCGACCCCCAUCAUUGAGAGCCGCAACACCAACGUCGCCGACUGCGCCGCGGUCCGCUCCGACUGCCAGUCCGGCCCUGACGCCAACCAGGCCAUCUGCGCCGCCAAGGCCGCCGACUGCUGCGACACCAAGGACAACGCCUGCCGCGUCGGCCCCGACGCCAACAUGGCCACCUGCUCCGCCGAGAAGGCCGCCUGCUACGGGUCGGCCAACCUCCCCGACCCCUACGCCAGCACCAAGCGCGAGGAGCAGAACUGCGCCGUCGUCCGCUCCGACUGCCAGUCCGGCCCUGACGCCAACCAGGCCGUCUGUGCCUCUAAGGCCGCCGACUGCUGCGACACCAAGGACAACGCCUGCCGCGUCGGCCCCGACGCCAACAUGGCCACCUGCUCCGCCGAGAAGGCCGCUUGCUAUACCGACGCCAACCUCCCCAACCCCUACGCCAAGCGUGCCGACGCCGACGGCGAGGAGUGCGCCGCCGUCCGCUCCGACUGCCAGUCCGGCCCUGACGCCAACCAGGCCAUCUGUGCCUCUAAGGCUGCCGACUGCUGCCAGGAGAAGGACAACGCUUGCCGCACUGCCCCUGACGCCAACAUGUCCUCCUGCUCUGCUGAGAAGUCUGCUUGCUUCUCUGCUGCCUCUCUGCCUGACCCCUACAGCAACUAA
Messenger RNA from Diaporthe citri, 723 nucleotides. RefSeq lists its product as uncharacterized. The transcript has a single exon. The record is from RefSeq and is a predicted model, not a curated record. Lineage: Eukaryota; Fungi; Ascomycota; Sordariomycetes; Diaporthales; Diaporthaceae. Bases 1 to 723 code for a protein of 240 amino acids.